Chlamydomonas reinhardtii is the source of this 1917-nucleotide messenger RNA. RefSeq lists its product as uncharacterized. The transcript has 6 exons. NCBI's taxonomy places the organism in Eukaryota, Viridiplantae, Chlorophyta, Chlorophyceae, Chlamydomonadales, Chlamydomonadaceae. The coding region runs from base 103 to 1683 and encodes 526 amino acids. The record is from RefSeq and is a predicted model, not a curated record.
GUGCAAUUUCAGUUCAGCGCUAAAGCGCAACUGGGCAGCCGACCCGAAGGGAAACUGCAGUUCGACGCUCUUGGCACCUUGCUUGCAUGUAGCCUUGCAAGAAUGUCGCCAAGGGACAGCGAGGGGCCUGCUUGCGGGCUCUGUUAUACGCCAGUGGACGUCAGCGGCGAUUAUUACAGGGAUCUUACUUGUACCUUUCCAGCAUGCCCCGGCCGCGAAUACCAUGAGGACUGCAUUGAAGCCUACCUUAAGAGACCGCAGCCCAAACGCGUUUUGCAUGGUGGCGAGCAAAAGACUGGUUACGAAUGCCCGGCCACUCUCAGUAACGGCAGCAGAUGCAGCGGUCGCAUUAAAAAGACCACGGUCCACGUGCCCUUCAACACCAAAAAGAGAGAGCAGGCCAAGCAGACGGCGGUGGCAGCAGCUAACAUUGCCGGCGCCGCCGCCGCAGGCGCCAGAAAGCAGCCGGCGCCGCAACACAAAGCGCCUCAGCAGCCGGUGCCGCAAGCAGCCGCUCCCACGGCCCGCCGUGUGCAGCCCCGUGUGACAGCGGCAGUCGCGGGCACGGGCGCAGCCACAGGCGCAGCCGCCGUCGCCGUGAUGCGCGCACCAGCUGCGGCGCUGCCCACACCUGCGGAGCGCAUGCGAGGUGUCGACGCGGGUGCUGCCGCCGCGGACGGCGCCGCGCGCUGGAUCCCGGGGCUAGACCCCGAGCCCAGCGGCGGCGCCAAGACGCGCCGGCGGCGCGGCAAGGGCGCUGCCGCCGCAGCCGCUGCUGCCGCAGCCGACGACGCCGCGGCGUCGGUGGACGGGGCCGGCAGCGACGACGCCUCCUCCGCGGCGGGCGGGGCGGCGGCGGCGGCGGCGCCACUGGCGUUUGACGACGUGAAUGACCCCGUGGUGAUGGUAGACCCGGUGUGGGAGGACGAGGGCGGCGGCGGCUACCUGGUGCUGGUACACGACGACGAUGGAGGCGAGGGCGGCGGCGCCGUGUACGUGUUCGCGACGGAGGUGUACGGCCCCAACCCAGAGAUUGUGUGCUGCGACGACGGCACGGGAAACUGGAUACAGGGUGUGGCGGUGCGGCGCUCGCGGCACGAGGCGCAGCAGGUGGUGGCGGCGGCGGCGGCGCUGCGGCAGAGGGAGGCGCAGCGGCGUGAGGAGAUGAUAGCACAGGCGCAGGCGGCCGCGGCGGCCACCACCGCAGCCGAGGCGGAGGAGGAGGCCGUGGAGGCGCUAGCCGCGGGGGCAGCGGCCGCGAUGGCAGCGGCGGCGGCCGCAGGGGUGGAUGGGGCUGGUGCCGGAGCCGGAGCAGCAGAGGGUGCGGGCGAGGGGGUGAGAGGGCAGCGCGCGGUGGAGCCGGAGGCGCAGGCGCAUGUGGGCGAUGUCGAGGACGCGCAAGAGGCGCAACCGGUGGAGCCAGAGGUGAUGGAGCCAGAGGUGGUGGAGCCAGAGGUGGUGGGGGAGGAGGGCGACGCGGCUGGUGCGGUAGUGGCCGCGGGCGACGGGCAGCAAGAGCAGCCGGUUGGAGGCGGUGGUACAACAGGAGGUGGGGCAGGAGGUGGGGAGGGGGAAGCCGACGAGGGGGCGGGCGCCGAGGCGGGGGGCGCGGGGGCCGAGGAGGAGGAGGAGGACGACUCGGACCUUGAGGACCUGUUGGCGCUGUGCCUGGGCGGCGGCUAGGCCUGCAGGCAGAGGAGGUGGAGGUGGAGGCGGGGGUGGAGGUGCGCUGCGCCGCGUGCCGUAGGCGGGCGGGUGUGUGGUACGCAGGCGCCUGCGCACUGCUCGGGUGGGCGCGGGCGGCCUGGGCGCCUUGAGGCGGGCGGCGGUGCGCCCGGCUGGCUCAUCACACGUGCGGACCUACAGUACGGCGGGCGUGUGCGCGGGCACGACCUCCACCUGUAACGUAAAAGGCCU